This is a messenger RNA of Prinia subflava (tawny-flanked prinia), 1355 nucleotides long. It is a transcript of the gene AGFG2, whose product is annotated as ArfGAP with FG repeats 2. Lineage: Eukaryota; Metazoa; Chordata; Aves; Passeriformes; Cisticolidae. Bases 122 to 1249 code for a protein of 375 amino acids. The record is from RefSeq and is a predicted model, not a curated record. Gene Ontology annotation, biological process: intermediate filament organization; spermatid nucleus differentiation; acrosome assembly. Gene Ontology annotation, cellular component: cytoplasm; cytoplasmic vesicle; membrane. The transcript has 12 exons. Gene Ontology annotation, molecular function: GTPase activator activity.
GCCGGCGCUGAGGGCACGGAAAGGGCGGGAAGCGGCGGCGCGCGCGGGCCGCCAGGGGGCGCUGCCCGCGGCCAAUCAGCGGCGGCGCCGCGGCGGGGGCGGGGCCCGCGCGAGCGGGAAGAUGGCGGCGGGCGGCGGCGGGCCGGGCGCGGGGCCCGGCGGAGGCCCCGGGGCCCGCAGGGGCAGCGCGGGCCGGGACGCGGAGGCCGAGGUUUGGUGCCGGCGGGUUCGGGAGCUGGUGAGCGCGGUUCCCGCCAACCGGCUCUGCUUCGAAUGCGGCCAGCGCGGCGUCACCUACGUGGACAUCAGCGUGGGCAGCCUCGUGUGCACCGGCUGCUCGGGGGCGCUGCGGGGGCUGAACCCCCCACACCGUGUCAAGUCCAUCUCCAUGACGACGUUCACGGAGGCCGAGGUGCAGUUCCUGCAGGCACAUGGGAAUGAGGCCUGCAGGAGGGUCUGGCUCGGCACCUUCGACCCCCGCACUUCGCUGCUGCCCGACUCCCGCGACCCCCAGAAGGUGAAGGAGUUCCUGCAGGAGAAAUACGAGAAGAAACGAUGGUACGUGGCACCAGAACAAGUGAAACCCCCCCAAAGCAGUGCAGCGGAGCCGGGGCCCCCCCAGCUCCUCCAUGGGGACACAGGGACGCUGCCACAGCCCCGCCCAGCUGCCCAGCGCCCUCCCCAGGCACCCCAAAAGGCCAGCACCGACCUCCUGGCUGACAUCGGGGGGGACCCCUUCGCCGGCCCUGCCCCGGGACCCGCCUUCGCUGCUUUCCCUGGCCCAGCCCCAGCCCAAUCUGCCUUCCCCAGUUUCAAUGCCUUUGGGACCAGCCCCGGAGCACCGACAUUUGGGGGAGCUGUGCCCCCCUUCCACAUCCCACCCACCACCGCAGGAGGUGUGGCUGCACAGGGCGUGGCCACCCCUGCUCUGCCCACAGGGGGAGGAGCUUCUGCCAGCCUCUUCGGGACCCUCCGGGACCCCCCAGCGCUGCCCCAUGGGGGUUACACCAACCCCUUCACGGCGCCCGUGACCCCCAGAGCCUGCACCAACCCCUUCCAGAGCAACGGCCCCGGUGCUGCUUUCACCUCAGCCCCUGCUCCUGGGGGCUUCCCCAGCCCCUUCCAGGCUGACGGGCUGCCCUUCGCUGCGUUCAACGUUGCCAAAGCUUCCACCAACCCCUUCGUGACCGUCCCGGCCCCGGCGGCGCCGUUCGGCCUGAGGCACCCGAGCACCAACCCGUUCCUAUGAGCGCUGCGGCCCGAGGGGGGCCGUGGCAGCCGGGACCAGGUUUUAUUUUUGUUCCCAGAGGUUUAUGGCGAUAUCUAAUAUAUAUUCGAUAAAAACGGUUUCGGUC